UGACGGACACAAUAAGACCGAAAAAAAAAAGGAUGCAGUCGCAAAAUCGUACUCGAGUGGUGCCGGAGCGGCGGAAUCCCUAAAGCGGCGUCAACACCUCGUCACGCCCGAUGGCGGCCGCAGAGCAGCCACCGAAGAAGAGGAAGCUUUACGAGGCAAUACUGGAGCACCGCGCCCCUCCGCCUCCGCAGAAGACCUUCGUCUCGUCCCCUCCCCCACCCCCUUCGCAGGAGGAAAUUAUCCGCAAGCGGAGGAACAAGGAGGAGAUCAGGAAUCUGGUAGAUUGCUACCGAAGGAUCAAGUUUUGCAUUUCCCAGAAGGAUUCUCGCCUCAUGCCAGAACUUGAGCAGGCCUAUCUGGCCCUAAUUACCACCUCCAGAGGUUGUACGAGUGUGCAACGUAUAGUUGCUGAUCUUAUUCCUCGGUAUGCAUCAUUCUGUCCUACUGCUCUAGAAGCAGCAGCUAGAGUUUCCAUCAACAUGUAUAAUUGGAGUCUGGCUAUAAUCAUGAGAGGAGAGGACAUGGAUAGUGUGGCAUACGAAACUGUUAAAGCUUGUAUUUUUGGACUGGUUGACAUUUCUUGCACGGCAUCAUCUGAAGCACCAACAUCCUCUGUCAUUCAGGGCAUUUGUUCUGCAGUUUUCUCAAACAUUCUUACUUUUUUUGUUUCAACUUUUGAGGGUAAGGAUAUAUAUCCAGUGGCUAGCAGAGAAGUUGAAAAGCUUCACGAACCAAUGGAAUUCCUUCGUGAAAUGAAGGAUGAUAAGGAGGACAAUGAACCUGUUCUGCAUAGGUUAUUUAAGCUUCGAGCACUUAGUUUGCUCUGCAUAUUAUUUGCCUUCCCAAAGAACUUACUUGCAGCUUGCUUUGAACUCUUUGUUUCUGGUGGAAAUGAUAACACUCUACAUAGUGGAGCACAAUUCUUUCUCCGUCAGGUGACAAGUCAUUUGAAUGGUGCUGAGAACGUAAAAAAUAAUGUUUCAGAUGGAGAGAUUGAUCCAUCUUCACCAUGUCCAAAAUCAGCAAGAACUGGUGUAGAUUCUGACGGAAAUGAUCAAACCAAAACAGAAGCAAAUAAUGACAAACUAGAAAAAAUGGUGUUUGAAUCCAAUAAUUGUUUAUUGGGAAAGGCAAUUAAAAAAGAUCCAUCCUUGGGAGUUUGGAUAUUUUCUUAUUGUAGAAAAUUAUCCAGAUUACAUGGGACACAGGCUACUAAAGAGUUAUUAUCAAUUUUAGAAAAUGCAAUAGGGUCUUUGUCAAAGUUCAUUGAUGGAGCAGAUCUGGAAGAGAAUGACAUGGUCUACUCGCAUGUGUCAAAAUAUGCAGAUAUCAGCAGCUCAUAUGUGGCUAAUAAGUAUCCUCCUCAGCACAAUAGAGCUCUUAAUGUUUCAAAGGAUAUAUUGUCAGGAGUUCCUGAUAGUUCUUCAGCUGAUGCAAAGAAAAGAAGUAAUGAUUCUGCUGAAAAUGCUACAGGCCAACAUGUUAGGUCUUUUUGCCCAUUGCCACAUGAGAUAAAUGCACUGCCAAAGGAUGGAAGUUGCAUUAGUGGAGGGGAGAGGUUGGCCAACUUGAAGAAAAUGGAUCAUGAAAGCCAAUUCUUGGAGAAGACACCUGAUCCAAGAGAAUUGAAAAGAAGUCAGUCUAUUUUAGGCAUUGUGAAGGAUUCAGAUGGUUCUGGUGCUGGAGCUAAGAAGCACCAUCACAGUACUGAUAUUGGCAUGACGGCAAAUGCAUCUGCUUCUGGAGCUGCAACUGCAACAUUUUCACUGCCUGAAGGGCAUUCAGGUACUGGUGAACUUACACUGGAUAAGUUCGCUAAGCUUUUAGUAAAGCAAGUUGAUGCUUCUGUCCCAGAAAUGGAGUUGAUCAAUGCAUUUUCUAGAUUUGGAGAGGUUGCAGGAUGGCAUUUUGACAGACCAAAUGGUCGCUGCUAUAUAGAUUUCCGGUUACAUGAAGCUGCAGACCUCGCAAAGUUUCAGUUGCAUGGUGCAAGGUUUGGGUCUACAACAAUUCAAGUGGAAACUAUAAGUAGAAGCAUUGGAAGUGCUGCUGACAGCAUGCUUUUCUCUCCAAUGGUUCCAACGUUGUAUGGUGCUAGUGCUGAAAAGUGCAACCCUCAAAUAUCUCAAUUGCAUUCCUUGAUUUCAUCGCUCUGUACUAAGUACAAUUUUAAUAAAAAAAUUUCUCAUGAAAGCAAUAAGCAGAAAAAAUAUUCACUUUCCAUGAAGGAUGAAGCACCUUCAAACACUCUCUACAUUACUCUAUCUGCUAGCUUGUCCACACCAUUUGAAGAUGAUGAUUUGAGGGCCUUGUGCAAUCUUGCUGUGGGAAAUGUUGGUGCUGUAGUUAGAUUGACACGAGUAGGCUUGCAAAGCUCUUGCUGGUUUAUAGAGUUUAAUAGUGUCGAUGCUGCUGUUACAGCUUUAGGAAAUAUACAGAGUUGUCCUGACAUGUUCCUUCUAGCUGAAUUCAGGAAUACAGGAGUCCCUGUGUAUCAUGGAGAAUCAACCACGCCAAGGUCAUUAAAUGCCUUGGGAUAUCCACCAUCUCCUGGAGAAUUUGGGUCUGCUAAACCAGGAAAUCCUUAUGCUAGAUCUUUUGUAAAUAAACCUGAUAUUGGUCACCACCAUAUGCCAGUAUCCCCAAGAGUACAUGUAGAUAAUUUAGGAAUGCAGUUGCAGCAUGGUCAAGCAUUCCAGUCAAAUUGGAAUCCUACUACUGGUGCUGAAAUUCGUGAGAUGUCCAUGGAUGUAUCAUUCCCUGGUCCGGCAACCAAUGCUAUUGACAGAAACUGGCAUUACAUGAAGCAAGAAAAUGAACCACAGAUAUUUGGUAAGGGGAGCAUACCCAACCGCCCUAGCAUUACACGUGGUGGCUCUGUCAUACCACUGCCAUUACCAUCACCUUUGGCACGCCCUGUCUAUUUCACUCCGAGUAAUUGUUGGGAUAGUUCUGGUCGAGGUCCUCCCUUAAGCCGAACUCCAACAGGAAUGAUGCUCCAUGAUAACCGUAAUAUUAAUACAUGUCCUGUGCCUUUUAUACCCUCUUCUAUUACUCCACUUUCACAAUUGCCAGGUGGCGCCAUGCAGCAGAGACUUGAUCAAGUAGUGAAUGUUCCUCCUCUACCAAAUAUAGUCCCACCACCUCCUCUCCCAUCAGAUGUGGCACCUCCAUUACCUUCAUCUCCACCUCCACCACCACCCUCACAGCCACCCUCUGUUCCACCUCCUCCAAACUCUCCUCCUUUGCAACAAUCCAAGGAUUUCCUCUUGCGAACAAGUGUAUUAUCUUCUCACCAUCAAUGGCAAGGCAAUCUUACAAAAAGUGGUGUUCACUAUUGCACAAUUUAUGCAGUUAGAGAGGACUCUGUUGCCUGUAAAUAUUUAAACACAUUGUCAGAGCCAACAGAUUGGCCUCUUAGGUUAGACGUAACAAAGCGCACAGACAUUCAACAUGUUAAGUCAACUUUUGCAAACACUCCACCGCACAAAAGAGAGGUCUGUCGUUUGCUACCUUCCACCACAAGUGACCAAAAAGGAAUUCAGGACUUCACUUCGUAUUUGAGACAAAGGGAAUAUGCUGGAGUGAUAAAGCUUUCCGCGAGCAAGUCCAUGUGGACAAGAUUGCUCUUUAUCCUCCCCUACUCGCUUGACACAUGCUCCUUGCUGGCUAUUGCACCUCAACCAGCGGAAUGCCUCAUUGCUUUGGUUCUGCCAAAAGAAACAAAUGUGGAACAACCGUAGCUUUAUAUAGUGUAGUGUGCCGCAUGUCUAUAUCUAACAUUUUCCAUUUAAGAAAUAUACUCAGGAACACAUUUUUGAAUGCCUGUAAAAUCUUUCUUUCUUUUUUUAAAUUUUAUUUUAAUCUUUGGGCUCUGCUAUUUAGCUUCAGGGACUGGGCAUCUGACUGUUGUAAUACUGAUGCCGUGAACAAGCCUGGCUGUACCUACAUUGUGGUUUUGCGAAACGACUCAAUGUUUUGCCCAAAGGCGAACCUGUUGUUUGCUUUUGGAUUUUCAAUUGAUGAUCAUCUUUUAUCCU
Molecule: messenger RNA, 4040 nt
Organism: Zingiber officinale
Lineage: Eukaryota; Viridiplantae; Streptophyta; Magnoliopsida; Zingiberales; Zingiberaceae
Exons: 8
Coding region: 111-3743 (1210 amino acids)
Molecular function (GO): RNA binding; ubiquitin binding
Source: RefSeq, a predicted model, not a curated record